GCAAGCGCCUUUGUGAUUAAGGUGUCGAUUUAACUAUGGAGAAUUUUACUAUUUGGCGUGGUUAGAAACGGAGCGAAUAUGAAGAAAAUAAAAGGAAUUUUCGGUAUAGGUGCAUCAAAAUCAAGUUCAAAACAAUCUUCAUUUAACGUGCAUGGAUAUGAUAUUAAGGAAAAGGAUUUACCAAAGUUACACAAGGCUGCAUGGACGGGCGAUCUUGCAAAAGUCAAGCAGCUUGCGAAGAAGGACCCGAGUGCACUCGACAAAGAAAACAGGACGCCUAUGCACCUGGCCUGCGUUCAGGGUCACACAGACAUCGUGAAUGAGCUGCUGGCCUGGAAUGCACGCACUGAUGCUGGGGACAGUCAGGCCAGGACCCCCCUCAUGAAGGCGGUGGAGUGUAACCAGGAGGGGUGUGUGGAGGUGUUACUGGAGCGCAAGAAGGACCUGAACCUGAAGGAUGCUGACCACAACACUGCCCUACACCUCGCUGUGCUGGAGGCCCCAGCAAAGGUGGUCGCAAUGCUCAUCAACGGGGGAGCCGAUGUCAAUAUCAAGAAUAAGGAGGGGCUGACCCCACUGAUGUUGUCUGUCCGUGACCCCACCAAGAGGGAUGACAUGACACGCCUACUCUUGGAAGGCGGGGCUAACCCCAAUGCUGUCGACAACAACAAGAAGACAGCACUCCACCAUGCCUGUAUGGAGGACAACAUCAACCAUGUGAAACUGCUGCUACAACACAGGGCUGACACCACACUGAAAGACUCCAAGGGCUGGACAGCGGAAGACUGUGCCAUGAUGAAGGCCCACCACGGCUGCUGUCAGAUCAUCUUUGACCACAACCUGAAGACUCGCCCCCGCAACUCCCUGGGGGGCAGCGUACCUAACACACCCCGGGGCGCCAUGGGCUCCAUUUCUUCCAACAUCAGUGCCACCCAUACGCCCAGGGGAGUGGACUCCGUAACAGAACCCAGCUCUGACCUAUUUGGACACCCACAGGGGCACCAAGAUGCAGACGAGGACUCUGAUGACCCGACCGUGAGCCAGUCUAAAGGUGAAGGUCGCCAGGACUCCUGGGCAGACGACACUGACGUCAGCUCAGCCAUGGAUGACCAUAAACUCAAGGGCAAAGUGAAGGUCAGUCUAGCAGGCCGUGUGAACCUCAGUGAUGAUGAUGACGUGGAGAGGGAGGUGGAGUAUGAAAACACGAGGAAACCAGGCAUAUUAAAGAACUCAGGUGGGAUAACACGGCCCAUGCUCAGUCGUACUCCAACCCCAGACGCCGAUCUGAGGGACUCGCCACAAGUUAUGAACGGGCCGAAGACGUCUUCACCCUCAAAAAUCCCAGUCAAAAAGCAGCCUUCGGGCGCGUCCAAUACCUCAGUUGAUGAGGAUGUCUUGGAUGACAGUGACGAGGACGGGGAGGACAUCAGGCGGCGCGUGUCCUUCAGUAACAAACAGGACGUGCGCAAUAUUACUGACGAGGAUGACACAGACAUAGAGGAUGAGGAGGAGGAGGAGGAAGAGGCGGUGCCAUCCAAGAGACCCAAGAUGGCCAACCCUCAAGAUGAAGCUGAUGGAUAUGUUCCUACGGCAACCACUUCUGCAGCAGCAGCCGCAGGAAAACUAUCUCAGGACAAAUUUCAAGAUGAUGAUUAUGUCAAUACAGAAAGAGCCAUGAUGCGAGAUCUGGGCUUGCAAGGCGCUGAUGAUGAUCUUCAAGACAUCAGUGACGAUUAUGAUGAUGAAGAUGAUGAAGAAGAAGUUGAUGAUGAAGGUGACCUUUCUGAGGGUCACAGCGACAGGCAGCAGCCUAGCACUCCACGGGGAAUCCUUAAGAAGUCUGAGAAUGGGAGACCUCCGUCUAAUCAGAGACCAGUGGAGUCUGAUACCCGUAGAAUGCUGGUCCAGGCAGAGAUCCACCCCGUUGCUGGCCCCUACCCUCAGGAGGAGGAGGAGAGUGCGUGGGACACGUCAGGGCCCAGUGAGGGGAACCAGUCUACAGGGAACCAGGCCGGCAAUAUGAGGCACAUGGAUUCGCCCGAGGUUGACAGCGAUCUGGAGAACACGCUGAACCCAGAAAGGUCCCAGGCUGAGAAAAUAGUAGGUGCCCAGUCCAGCCAAUGGGAUUCCACUGAUGACGGUUACACUCCACGAGAUGGUUCAUCCAAAGUCCAUAAAAAACAAGAUGAGAUUGAAGAUGAAGAUGAUUUUGAUGAUGAUGAAGACUAUGAAGACCACAAGCAAAAGGCAGCAGAUGACCAUAUUCAUGAAGUUGUGACCUCAUUUUCCACUGCCUCCCCUCUCCCCUCUGACAGCCCACCUCGACCUGGGUCACAUGACACUUCGACUGGAUCGACAUCUGCUCAGAGGACUGUGGUUGCUAAGGAGACUGUGGUUGUCAAGGAAACUAAGCAGACUGAACCUGCAGAUGACGAUGAAGACUGGGACUCUGAGGAUGAGGACAUAUCAGACGAAGACUAUGGUGGCCAUCUUGUUGUGGGAGUUCCAGGCUACCCUGGGGCGUACUCCCCUGUAGUUGGUGAGGUAGCUGACACCCCGCCUCUAGGCAUGGACCCUCCCAGGCCUGGCAUGGACUCUCCGGCAGUGGAGCCUACCACCCCACGGACUGCCCGAGACCACACCACCAGCACAGUCAGUGAUGAGGAAUCCAUGAGCGAGUGGGAGAGAGAACACAGACAGGCAAAGGAGGCCGAGAAGCUGCGAGAGUUAGAGGAGGAAGAAGAGAGGCAGAGGCAGUGGGACGAAGAGGAGGAAAGAAGGCAGAGGCAGCUCGAAAGAGAGGCACAAGAAGAACUGGAGCGUGAGCGUUCCCAGGAAUUCUCAGACAGUGAUUUCUCUGAUGAUGGUGACCACCUGCCAGACAGUGCACGGCAACCAUUGUCUGACCACUCCCAUCCAUCCCAGAAUGCAGCACAGCACUCUGCUGACUCACCCCAGGUCAGCCUGACAUCUCCACGGGCGCGAGAGCUUAAGAAACCUCCGCCCAAGUUGCAAGUUACAAGGUUUAUAAAGCCUGCCCCUCUCUCCCCCCGCGCAGGUCGUACCCCUGUACAGUUGGGUGAGAUUGAGAACGAGAGCCCGGCGCAGUUUGGGGACCAUGAAAGCCCCUCCCCUCGAAAUGUGAGACAGUUAGCCGCACCCGGCAAGAUGAAUCAGCAUGUGCCCAAGGGCAUGUUUUACGAUGAUGACUCAGAUGUGGAGGUGGAGGAGAUUGAAGAAGAGGUCAGCAACGACCUUGACAUGUCCUCACCACGCAAAGAAUUCCCAGGGGAUUUCCCUGUUGAUUCCCCCACAAUGAAUGUCCUAAACAAAGCUCCAGAGAGGGAUUCCUCAGAGAGGAAAUUCCAUGUGGAAUCCCCACAGAGGGAAUCUCUAGUAGGAAGAUUCCAAAAUGGUGGCCAAGAUGGCGAGUUUUCAAGCGAUGAUGAUAUAGAGAAUGCAGUGAUGCCUGAAACAAGAGAAGAACAGGUCAAGGAAACUGUUGUUGUGGCACAGUCUACUAGCCGUGUCAUGGCAGCCACGUCUUUGCCAGUGUUACGCACUGAGUCAGUCCUUCCAAGUGAAAGCUUUAAAGCAGACGGCAAUGAGUCCCCAUUGCUAGGCAUACCACCCCCACUUCCUGUCAGUGCCCCACCUGGUAACCAGAAGGCAAUGUCUCUGCGUAGCGAUGGACAGAGUGCAGAUGAUGAUGAGGUGGAACUAGACCAACCAGUCCGUGGCCCAAAGGGGUACGUCUCCUCCCUGUCUCAAUUCCCCGACCUGUCGGGCACCACGGGCCUGUACCGGUCAGGCCUGGACGUGCCAUUUGACGACGACGGCCUCUCAGUAACGUCCACAGAGAACGGAGACAUCUCCAGCUCAUACCGCCCAGAGAAUCUCCCAUACGGCAAAGACAUGUUGGUCAAUAUGAAUCUGAAUGACUCGAGUGCGGUGCUAAAGCUACAAGAACAUCUGAGGGAGCAUCGUAAACAGCUCGAGUACGAGCGCAGUCAGAAGAACAUCCUUGAAGAGAAGCAGCGACAGAUGACCAAAGAUCGCGCAGGUCUUCAAAAAUCUCUGGACAGUUUGAAAUAUCAGAAAUCAGUGUUGGAACAGAACAAGUUGGAUUUGGAGGCUAAAAUUAGACAACUGGAGUACCAGGUGAGUGACGAAGAAGAGAAGAAGAAGAAUGCAGAGCUGCUGUUGAAGAAGACCAAGGAACAACUGAGCAAGAAGGAGGGACAGUACACACAAGAGAUGGAGGCAAGACAGAGGGCUGAACUGUCCAUGAGGAAUGUCCAGAUGGAGCUGAGGGCUGCCCAGAACCAGAUGAAAGACCUGGAGGAUGAGAAGUUGGAGCUAGAGAGGAAGCUGACCAAUGAGAUCUCAGCCAAACAGCUACAGGAGCGAAUCAAUGAGGAACAGCAGAGACUUCAGCAGCAUAUCCAUGAGGAGUCUCAGCUCAACUCAUCACAACGGGAGUCCGAGGCUGGGGAAGAAGCUCGAACAGCCCUGGAGCUGGCAGAUGAUGACAUCAAGCACACUCGAGACCUCGUGGAGAAAUACAAGAAUGAGAUUAUUGCUCUCAAGGCAGAGUUACAAAAGCAGCGUCAGAGGCUGACAGAGGACAACUCUACACUGAGCGCAGAGAAUGACAAGCUUCAGGGGCGCUGUGAGGACUUGCGCUCAGAACUCAAGGACCACGAGGAGGCACUGACCCAGUACACGCUGCAGCAGAACCUGCACCAGCAGAAACUGAGCAGCGACAUCAACAUGCUGAGGGACAGCCUCGAUAAAGAGCACCUGGCCAGGGAGAAGAAUGAGGCAGAGUUGGACUCCCUGAGGAGCCGUCUGCAGACAACAAGCUCCCAGCUCGAGAAGUCACAGCAGACGCGUAACGAGAUUGAGAAGCGUCUCCAUAGCGACCGGGACGAGUGGGCCCGACAACUGGAGCGCAAGGAGGCGGAGUUAUCCAGCAUGAAGGACAAGGUGCAGGCUCACAUACACGCCCUCAACUCCCUGGAGACCAAACUGAACUCUGUGGAGAAUGAGCUGCAGAUCUCCAACACAUCUUUACUGGAGCGAACCAACCAGUAUCACCAGGCACAGCGAGAGAUGCAACACUACAAGACCGUCCAUGACAACCACGAUGUGAACAUGAGACAUGAGAAGGAGAUGAACAACAAGCUGCAAGCCAAAGUGGAGUCACUUCAAGACAGACUGUCCGGUCUUCAGCACGAGAACCUGACCUUGAAGCAGCAGGUGGACACGGCGCAGCACCUUGCCAGCGACCGCGCAGGCUACGACCUCCAGGAGAAACUAAACGCUAUGAUAGCCUCUCUCAAGGCGGACCAUGACAAGGCGCGUGCAAAUUUAGAGGAGAAGAACAACAGCCUUCAGGACACGAUCACCCGACUGCGAGAGGAAUUCGCAACUUCGCUCUGA
This is a messenger RNA of Dreissena polymorpha, 5445 nucleotides long. RefSeq names its product ankyrin repeat domain-containing protein 26-like. The record is from RefSeq and is a predicted model, not a curated record. The transcript is spliced from 41 exons. Bases 79 to 5445 code for a protein of 1788 amino acids. NCBI's taxonomy places the organism in Eukaryota, Metazoa, Mollusca, Bivalvia, Myida, Dreissenidae. Gene Ontology annotation, molecular function: protein binding.